Messenger RNA from Durusdinium trenchii, 669 nucleotides. Lineage: Eukaryota; Dinophyceae; Suessiales; Symbiodiniaceae. The record is from the annotation of a GenBank genome assembly.
AUGGCCAAAAACUUGAUCUUGUGGGGCAUUUUUCAGCGAAAUGAAAGUGCUUUUGAUCAAGCAGUGGCUGCUGGUGACCUCAUCCAGAAAGGCAGCAUGUACUUUUGGGCUGAAGUGGCCAGUGGCAGGAAGAAGACCCAAGGGACUGGCAUGAAGGCAGAUGGUGGUGAGGUGUCUUUGGAGGCAAAUGAGUUUGAUGCCCUGGGAACCUUCGUGGAGAGCAGACCAUUUGCCAAAUUUGGGCAACACUCAAGGGAUGCUGCAUUGGCAGUUGUUGGAGGGGCUUUCAACCCUUCUUCAAGUUCCCAGCCAGGAGAAGCUCCUCAGUUUCCCAUGCCUGGUGGACACAUGCCAGCACCAAAGGCCUUGAAGGCCAUUCAAGAUGCUCCCAGGCAGCAAGUCAUGUACAAGUGGACUGCUGUGGAAAAGCAGGUUGCUGAUGCCAAGUCAGCACAAGAAAGGCUGCUUCGAGAUUCUGGCAGGUAUGCCAGCAAGUUGAAAGCUACCAAAGAUGAGCAUUUUCCCAAUAUGUUGAAGGAAUGUGAGAUCCCUGGUGGCAUGGCCCAGAACAAUUGCAUGAAGUUCUUCAAGGACAUGGCUGAUGACACAGAGAAAGCCAAUCAGAUUUUGGAGCAAUUGAAAGCCUUGGUCAAAGCUCGAGGGCUCUAA